Brassica napus (rape) is the source of this 1545-nucleotide messenger RNA. RefSeq lists its product as uncharacterized. The coding region runs from base 1 to 1545 and encodes 514 amino acids. The record is from RefSeq and is a predicted model, not a curated record. Lineage: Eukaryota; Viridiplantae; Streptophyta; Magnoliopsida; Brassicales; Brassicaceae. The transcript has 5 exons.
AUGGGUGGAAAGAGGAAGCGAAAUACCGUCAAACCCAACUCCUCUCGGGUUACACAACGCCCAGCUACUUUACCAGCUCAGUAUGACUUCGUACCGAGGGAUCCAUCUCCGUCGAUCCCACCCGUUCUCCCUAAGAACAAACCUCUCCCUAAGAACAAUCCUCUCCCAUCUGUUCGCGAUUAUCCUCCUCCGAGAAAGCUGUUUCCGGAAACGAACUUUCCACCUUCUCAAUCAGCUCCGUCGCCUCUCACUCCAGCUGCUGCGACGUCUCAACCUCAACAGCGACAAACUCAGUCGACUGAACGUAUGAACACACUUCCUCCAAGUCAACCGGCUCCAGUUCGAGCAUCUCAAUCGCCUCACAGUUCUGAAGCACAAAAUUCUCGUUUUCCAGAAGAGGAGGAGGAGGAUAUGUCCGAUGUAGAGGCUCCGGUUCAACCUAAUCUCGCCUCUGACCAUAUGGAUCUUUUGAACUCCCUCCUAAACCAGCCAGGUCGAGCGAAGAACACAAUUGUCCUGUCUCGCAACCUUGAGCCUGGAACCACAUGGUUUGGGUAUAACAAGUCGAGCUUGUCUAGGAAGAUUACCAAGAUUUUAAAGAACAAGUUUAAUAAGCCUUUCUACAGCUGGACUCGUGUGCCUAGAGACAGACAAGAACGCUACUUUCUGGAAUUUGCCAAAACUCACACAUGGGAUCCAUCAUUGACUGGUGUUGUGCAAGAACAUUUCGAGGCCAUUGCUCUUCUACGAAUGAAAGACAUGGUCAGCGAAGUAAGGACAUCUCGGCAGCAGCCUAAUUGGAUAGGCGACACACUCUGGAAACUAAUGACCGACUAUUGGGACACUGACGCUGCGGUUGCAAAGAGUGCUACAGCAUCAGCAUCUAGAAUGUCUGACCUUCAAGGUCUUGGCUUUCACACACAUAACUCUGGCCAGAAGUCUUAUAUGCAGCUCCACCAAGAGAUGGUUGUUGAAUUGGGAAGACCAGUGAGCUUUGGUGAAGUAUUCAUCAGAGCUCAUACAAAGUCAGAUGGAACCUUUAGUGAUUUCAAAGCUAAACAAGUUAUUGAGGCUUUCAAGAAGCAAAAAGAAGCUAAGUUGGCCACCCUUGAGACUGAUGAUCACACCGAGACUGGGCAGCAUCCACCACUAUCAAUAGAAGAGGAGAAUGAGCUGUUUAUUCAGGCCACUUUCACCAAUGACAGGGGGCAAAUUUAUGGCCUUGGAAGCUUGAAGAACCAACUUAAUGAAGUGGCAUAUGACUCAAGAAGCUUGUCCUCUUUCAUCCAAAUGCAACAGCAACUUGAAGAAGCUCAACGUCAAAUCAAAGAACAAGCUGCUCUUCUUGCAAAGGCUGAGGAAGAUCGUGCCCAAGCUGCUGCUGCUGCGGCAAUGGUUGAGGAAGAGCGUUCCAGAGUUAUAGCUACUCAGCAAGCUACGAUCGAUGAGUUGUUAAUGGUUCGGAAGUACAUCGCCACCACAGACCAGAGAUUCUUGGACUUCAUCUCCAAAGAAACAGCUUCAUCUGAUCCCCAUCAUGUUUAG